Hyalella azteca is the source of this 2081-nucleotide messenger RNA. RefSeq lists its product as uncharacterized. The coding region runs from base 117 to 1538 and encodes 473 amino acids. NCBI's taxonomy places the organism in Eukaryota, Metazoa, Arthropoda, Malacostraca, Amphipoda, Hyalellidae. The transcript is spliced from 2 exons. The record is from RefSeq and is a predicted model, not a curated record.
AAAUCAAGAGUGCAUAUAGAUUUAAAAAUAUUUGCAGUAAAUUUGUAUUAUUUGCUUCCUCUAUUCAAUGUUUGCACUCCAUGUAAUAUUGUGUUAAUUUUCUGAUUGUGUUAAAAAUGAAGUCUCCCUCAAAUGCCUAUGCCAUCACUCAUGAGUGGGUGGAAUUUGUUGUGCAGCAAUAUGAAGCCAAGAAAACGCAUCCAAAUGUCUCAAUUAAACUCUCUUCCUUCAGUGUUGUUCAGGCGACCAAACCAGGAGAGAGCUUCAAUGCAGAACUGGUGCUUCUGGAUGCCAGUGCUGAGCUACACCAUCAAAGCAAUGACAGUGAAAGCUCACCAUCACUGAAGAAAGACUACAGUUUUAUUGCCAAAUUUUUGAGCCUUGAACCUUUCAAUCGUGAGUUGAUAAAGGCUGCUCAGGAACACAAGAGAGAACUGUUGUUGUAUUCUAAAGUAGUUAGUGAUCUUAAUUCUCACUGGCUAGCCAAUGCUGUGAACCAAGAUGAAGAUCAAAGAUUAUGUGUGCCUGAGUAUAUUUAUGGAAUUUGCAAUGCUUCAGAGUAUGUUCUUGUGAUGGAGAACUGCAAAGCCAACAGAUUUGAAUUGAAGGAUAAAACUCAAGGCCUUGACCUGGAACACACAAUGCUGGCUGUUCAGCACAUUGCAAGGCUGCAUGCGCUCUCACGUUCAUAUAGUUUGAGCUCUGAUUUGUGCAAAAAAUAUCCCGUGUUGAUAAUCAACCCUGUUAUCAGUAAAUUUCUAAAGCCUGUUGCCAUGAUAACUCUAAAGAAUGUUCUAAAAUAUGUUAAAACUUUGCCAGAUCAGAAGGAAAUAAUGGUCAAGUUAGAGAAAAAUCAGCAUGCAAUUUGCAAAAAAUUUCAGAUGAUCUAUGAUGAUCAAAGUAAACAUGAAAUGCUGUGUCUUUCACAUGGAGAUUACUGGAUAAACAACCUUCUGUUCUGCUAUAGUACCAAUGAUCAAGAUGGCCAACGGAAUGUUGAAGGCAUCAAGCUGAUAGAUUGGCAGAUGGCUCAGUGGAACAAUCCAGUAUUUGAUCUUCAUUAUUUACUAAAUUCAUCAACAACUCUGGCCUUGCGUGAAAACCACCUUGAUACUAUUUUACGCCAUUACCACACAACUUUUAUGAGCAUCUCGGAAAACUUGAAGACUCCUGUCUCUGAUUGGAACUUUGAGCAGUUCAUGGCUGAAUUUGAACGCACAUCCUUAGUGGGACUCCUUUUGGGGAUGUGCUUAGUUCAAGGCACUCUAAGCAAAGCUGGGGAAAAAGUCAGCUCUCAAGCUAGCAAUCCUUCUGGACGACCUGGAAGCUCUCUGAGCAGCAAACUUAAAAGUGUUGCUGCUAAAGUCUUAACUCCUAUUGUAAUUAGCCCAUCAUUACAGUUUCUCACUGAAGCAGCAAUGAAGAAAAUGCUGGCUCCCAUAGCCCAGGAACUAAUUGAGGGCAAAAAUAAGAUUUUGAAUGACAGAUUCAUGGAACUCUUGCUGGAGGCAGAUAAAAAGAGCUUGUUUGAUGUGUAGAGCAUGCAGAGCAAUGGUACCCAACCUGUGAAAUGCAAAUAAUUCAUGAUCAUCAAAAAUUUUUUGUUAGUCAUUUUUACAAAAAAUUUUAUUCUUCUCACGUGAUUUUCUGGCCACAAUUUGCAUCUAGUCUCAGGUUCAGUCCCCUAUAUGGAUUCUCAUAUUCUGUCCCUUUGUUAAAUAAACCUAAUUAUUACUACGUAGUGCAUCAAGUAGCAUUUAAUGAAACUGAGACCAACUAUAUAAAGUAUUAGUGACAUCUGAUGAUUUAUAUAGGUGUACACUUGUAGGCAAUUUGACAUAACUGUGCGGGACAACCAAGUGGAACGUGAUUACAAAAGAAGUUUGGGAACAUUGAUGGCUUUAUGGUCGACUGAUUUUCCCUAUUUCACUAUGCUCUCCAGCUUUGAAUUUUUAUAGCGUAUUUAAAGUAUUUAAAGGUAAUCCUUGGUGCAGGGAAGUUGUUCGAUGAGUUUGUUGUUGAUUUCUGCAAUUUUUAAGUUUUAACUUUGUAUAGUGAAGACAAGCACCGAAGCUUAUGUU